CAGAUGUCAUCAUCAUUAUGAAAAGCUUAACUAGUACUGAUACUAUUUAUUACUAGCUUCUUGCUUUUGCAUAGCAUGUGAAUAAAGCACGGACUUGGGAGUUGGGGAGAAACAAAGCUAUAUUCAUACUAUUCCUCUUGUGAUUCUGCUUCCUUGUUGGUAUCCAUUAAUAUUACUCCAAUUUGCUUGCUACUGCUCUUCCUCUUCCAUCCACUUCUUUUUUAUAUAGUAUUUUGGAAUCUUGAGCUGUUUUCAUCUAAACAGAAUGAGGGGUCGUUCCAUCUUUUGCCUCUCUUUUUUCUAUUGGGUCCUCUCUGUUUCUUUGCCUGCCCUCGUUUCACCUUAUGAUGGGCCACUCUAUGAUUCUUCCGCUUUCACCGAGUGCAAACUUUACCCGGAGAAGCCACUCUAUGGUGGCGGACUUUUAAAGGAUAAGUUUCCGGAGUUUACAGGAGCGGAUGGAAAGACUGUCCAUUUACCUGUUUUCAGAUUACAAGAUAUCACCCCUGGCACCAUUUAUUCUUUUUCCACUUGGAUUAAGCUAAAAAAUGCAGAUUCUGCUCUCAUAACAGUAAGCGUAGGUGACAACGAUUCUGAAGAAGUAUGUGUAGGCACUGUAGAUGCUAAGCCUGGUUGCUGGUCCUUCCUCAAGGGUGGAUUUGUAGCUUCUAAACUUAAUUUAUCUUCCAUUUAUUUCAAGAAUUCAGAUCAAGAUGAUUUGGAAAUAGAGAUUGCAAGUGCUGCAUUGCAGCCUUUUACUGAGCAACAAUGGGCGUUAAAUCAGCAAACAAAAAUUAACAUGGCAAGGAAGCGCGCUGUUACUAUUCACGUCUCAAAUAAACAAGGAGUUAGACUUGAAGGUGCAUCGCUAACAAUAGAACAAGUUUCCAAAGAUUUCCUCCUUGGAUCUGCUAUUGCAUAUACCUUUAUUGGUAAUACCCCCUACCAGAACUGGUUUCUUGAGCGAUUCAACGCUGCAGUUUUUGAAGAUGAAAUCAAGUGGUACACCACAGAGCCCAAACGCGGUCAACUUAACUAUACCUUAGCAGACCAGUUGCUGGAAUUUGUUCGAAGAAACCAAAUCACGGUCAGAGGUCACAAUAUUUUCUGGGAGGAUCCGAAAUAUACACCAGGUUGGGUUCAAAAUCUUACAGAUCCUGAGCUGAAAUCAGCUGUUAACUCAAGGAUACAGAGUCUUAUGAGUAAAUACAAAGAUGAAUUUGUACACUGGGAUGUUAACAAUGAACUGCUUCACUUUGAUUUUUAUGAGCAAAGGCUGGGACCGAAUGCCACACUGGAAUUUUACAGGACAGUUCACCAACAAGAUCCUUUAGCAACAUUGUUUCUCAAUGAAUUCAAUGUGGUAGAAAAUUGUGAUUCUAAGUCCACUGUAGACAAGUAUAUUUCAAAGAUCAGGGAGCUCAAAGAAGACGGCAUGUCAAUGGAUGGAAUUGGCCUUGAGGGUCAUUUUGGAGUCCCCAAUCGGCCUCGAAUAAGAGCUACUUUAGAUAAAUUAGCAACAUUGGGGCUUCCCAUUUGGCUCACUGAAGUUGAUAUCAGUGAUACAUUUAGCAAGGAAACACAGGCUAUUUACUUGGAACAAGUAUUGAGGGAGGCCUUCUCACAUCCGGCCGUGGAUGGGAUAAUGCUGUGGACAGCCAUAAGGAGAAAUAAAUGUUACAGAAUGUGCCUUACAGAUCCAGAUUUAAAUAACCUACCAACUGGUGAUGUAGUGGACAAACUUCUGAAGGAGUGGGAAACUGGGGUUCUGAAGGGACAAACAGAUGCGCGUGGUUCUUACAGCUUCUAUGGAUUCCUUGGUGAUUACAAAGUUACAGCUAGUUAUGGAGGCAAAGUUGUGGAUGCAGCAUUCUCGCUUAGUCGCAGCGAAGAGACUAAGCAUUUUAGCAUUCAGCUGUGACUAGUAGUAAUACUCAUCCAAUGUGCAACUGUAACUUAAAAGCAUAGAGCAUUCAAAUUAGCGCAAGAUUCAUGUUCUUUUGUCUUCUCAAGCUCAGAGAAGAAAAGAAUAUACAAGAUGUAUUAAUGACGCCAAUGGCGAGCCCAACUAAGCAACUCUUGUUAUCAAUUAACGGUUAGUGACUA
Nicotiana attenuata is the source of this 2106-nucleotide messenger RNA. RefSeq names its product anti-sigma-I factor RsgI6-like. Gene Ontology annotation, molecular function: hydrolase activity, hydrolyzing O-glycosyl compounds. Gene Ontology annotation, biological process: carbohydrate metabolic process. The record is from RefSeq and is a predicted model, not a curated record. NCBI's taxonomy places the organism in Eukaryota, Viridiplantae, Streptophyta, Magnoliopsida, Solanales, Solanaceae. The transcript is spliced from 8 exons. The coding region runs from base 266 to 1921 and encodes 551 amino acids.